AUCAUCUUCCAAAUUCGUACAAAUUGGACCAUGAAGAAAACCGAACAUCAGAAAUUCAAAAAUCGAACCGUAACACCAAUCUGGCUGGUACAGAAAUUGGUAUAACUACUGAAAAACAAUCAAAACAAUAA
Molecule: messenger RNA, 131 nt
Organism: Racocetra persica
Lineage: Eukaryota; Fungi; Glomeromycota; Glomeromycetes; Diversisporales; Gigasporaceae
Source: the annotation of a GenBank genome assembly